Vanessa atalanta (red admiral) is the source of this 6773-nucleotide messenger RNA. RefSeq names its product rho GTPase-activating protein 100F (gene RhoGAP100F). NCBI's taxonomy places the organism in Eukaryota, Metazoa, Arthropoda, Insecta, Lepidoptera, Nymphalidae. Gene Ontology annotation, biological process: signal transduction. The record is from RefSeq and is a predicted model, not a curated record. Gene Ontology annotation, molecular function: protein binding. Bases 87 to 4187 code for a protein of 1366 amino acids. The transcript is spliced from 21 exons.
GCCGCGUACGAGGCGCGACCGCGACCGCGAUGCGCGAGCUGCCGUCACCGCGGCCGCUCCCGCAAGCGCCGCGCUAACCUGUACCGAUGCAGUGGCGAAAACUAACCAGGUUGAAAUCUUCGCCGGGCGGACAGUCGCGCGCUCGGAGGAUGCUCUGCUGCGGCCGCAGGAAGGAGAAUGGCCGCGCGGCGCCGGACCUGACGGCUUCGCCGGGCCGCGCGCCGCCCGGCCCGGCGCAGCCCUCGCGCGCCAAUCACGCGCCGCCCUGCGUGCUGCAGCCGGACUUCAGAAAGGUAUCGGGUGUCAGCAAUGAAAUAUUCAGGCAAAUUGAAAUGGUUGAAAAUGAUCACGACGCCACUACGGCCGCGGCGCUCGAGGCAGUGGAGCGACGCGGUGAGAUGAUAGUACGGAUUCUUGAAUUGAGACAAGUUGGCAGAAAUAAUAUAGAAGCCGCUAAGAAGUUCUUUUCUCUGCAAGACGCACGCCACAUAGUUCAACUAGUGGAGAUCGUCAAGCGCCCUGGUCAAACCUUGGGCCUUUACAUUAGAGAAGGAGAUGGCGGUGCAAGGACAGAUGGAGUAUUUAUAUCCAGAAUAGCUUUGGAAUCAGCAGUUUAUAAUAGUGGGUGCCUGAAGGUUGGGGAUGAGAUCCUGGCCGUCAACUUAGUUGAUGUCAGGCGAAUGUCACUAGACGAUGUAGUGAUUAUUAUGUCAAUACCACGGCGUCUGUUGCUGUGUACUAGACAGAGAAAAGGAAAAUCAGGUCCUGGAUCGCCAUCGUUACCGCGCCCUGAGCACAAACCACCACCAGUAGUGGUGUUGAAACGUGACUGCCGGGAUGAUGACGACAGAGAUCGAGACAGGGUCGACGGACUUUACUCACAACACGGUACUCUGCGUUCAACGGGAGGGCCUGGAAGUGCUGUGCGACCUGUUGGAGAUGGCAGAGAGGAGCGAAGUCGUAUGCAGCUCGGAGCAUUGUCACCUGAUUCAACUCCGCUAGAUCUUUAUUAUAAUUCACGACCACCAUCUGAUCACUCUACGUGGAGUUAUCGUCCGCCGCCACCUGUUAUAACGGAACAGCCGAAGUCAUCUGCAACACACUUUGUUCCAUAUGAACGAUCGUAUCCAAAUACAUUAGAGAGUCUAGCAGAAAAAGUACACUCUUUCUAUCCCGAAAGUGGAAGUACUCGUUUCGGAGGCAGAGUGCCGCGAUCAGGUUCUGAACAACAGUUACCAAGGGCGGAAACACAUUCUGAUUUUGGACGUCAUUCGUUACUUCGAUCUAGUUUGAAGGCAUCUGCUGCGGGUCCUGCUUCCAGUUUGUCUAGAUAUGGACAGCGUUAUGGUGGUGUUGGCAUGACUGGUACUGGUCUACCGUCUAGUCUUACAGGUACUGGUCUAGGAGGAACUGGCUUAGGAGGACCUGGUCUACCAUCUGGAUUAUCAUCCACUGGCCUAAGUGGUUUAACAGGUUCUAGCUUGGUAGGUUCAGGCUUGACAGGUUCAGGACUGGGGACUGGAUUAUCGGGAACUGGAUUGAGCUCAACUCUUGGAGCAGGUUAUGGGACUACAGGAUUGGGACUACCAUCUUAUGGGAGUAAAUUUGGAACUACUAGAAGAAAUCGCAGUUUGGAUUACUCAUCUGAUACAGAAGCUACUGCUCCAACAAGAACUCCAUAUUAUUCUGGAUUAAGUGGGUACAGAAGUAGUACUCUGGGAAGAGACAUUGGAUCGAAGUUCAACUCAUUACCGAGAGACGUUAGAGGAACCGGUCAACGAUUGGGUCUGUCAAGACGUGCAGGAAGCGUUCUUCAAGAUGAGCCUGAACCAUUAUCUUCGAGAUUAGACUUACGCUCUUCCAGAGGUCGAUUGCCUUCUUCUCCCUCAGUGUUCACUUCUGAUGAAUAUCGCGCGUGGUUAUCUCGGGCCCCAUCUACAAGCGCGCUGUAUGAAACGCUUCGUCCAAGACUACCUACUCACUACUCCGCUGAAAACAUACAUGAUGCUCUUAAAAAUAUGGAAAGCGGCAGCCGCUUUGGUUCAUCACUCGGUCUGGCCGCACGUCGUAUCGAAAGACCUCGUCACUUACCAGCGCGCUCACUUUCAUCCCAGCAGCUUGGUCCUACAGCCGGUGGAUCACCAUCAGCUCGACGCGUCAGACAAUUGCUCGAAUUGGGGUCUAAAUUUAGCUGCCCUAAUCCCAGCCCUGUACCGACACCAGGCUCAAGGCAUCAGCGCCACCUAGAUAUCAAUCCCAAUGAGUUCCUAAAAUAUAAAGUAGACAAACCAGGUACAGGAGGCCUUUCUUCAUCAAUGACCGGAUUAUCACGUAUAUCUGGAGGUGUAUCUGGAAUGCUGUGGGUUCACCUGCUCGCUGGUCGAGGGUUGCGUCCAGCACCAUCUGGAUCUUCACCUGGAUCACCGCCAUCUGGACCUCUCGCACCACCACAACCUCCAGUAGCACCCCGUGAUCUGUAUUGUGUCUUAGAGUGCGAUCGCGUUCAUAAAGCACGUACAGUGGUUCGAACUGGUGAGCUUCAAUUUGAUUGGGACGAGUCAUUCGAGUUAGAACUUGUUGACAACCGUCAGCUUGAUGUAUUGGUAUACUCCUGGGAUCCACAACACAGGCACAAGUUGUGCUUCCGAGGAGCUGUCACACUGCCAGAUUUACUAACUCGUUCUCCAUCUCACCAACUUGCGAUAAAAAUGGAGCCCCGGGGUACUCUCUAUAUGCGGGUUCGUCAUACGGAGCCACACGAGCUGUUUCGGCGCCGGCCUGCUGCACCACGUCUAGCACCACCGCCACUGUUCGGUGCAGAGCUUGAGACGGUGGUGGCACGUGAAUUACGACCACCACAUGCACCACCAGUGCCGUUAGUCGUGAGACGGUGUGUGGAAGAGAUAGAGAGACGUGGCUUGGAUAUUAUCGGUCUCUAUCGAUUGUGCGGUUCCGCAAACAAAAAACGUAUAUUGAGAGAAGCUUUUGAGCGCAACGCUCGUGGUGUAGAACUGACUCCAGACUCAGUUCCUGAUAUCAAUGUUAUCACUGGCGUAUUGAAGGAUUAUUUAACGGAGCUGCCCCAGCCACUGUUUAGCCGAUGCUUAUAUCAAAUGACCUUGGAUGCUUUAGGUGUAUGUCUCCCAGAUGACAAAGAAGGCAAUGCUCGUUUAAUGGCAUCUAUUGUUGAAUGCCUACCUCGUGCGGCUCGCGCUACCUUGGUCUUCCUUCUUGACCAUUUGGCCUUGGUAGUGGCUGCCCAGGACCGCAAUAAAAUGUCACCUCAGCAUUUGGCAGUGGCGAUGGCCCCACCUCUAAUGCUCCAAUCACAACCACCAGCGGAGAUGGACUAUCAGCGUCCGAUUCACGUCCUCCAAUGCCUCUUGCAGAUUUGGCCACCUCCGAAACGUUCAGUUCGGCGCGGCGAGCCAGCAACCGGGCCGCGUGGAAACAGAGUCAGUGCGUCGCCAGUGGCCUCAGCCACCCUCCCCCCAGGCCGAGUUCCGCCCUCAGUCAGUCCAUAUCGGCAUCAAGCGGGAGCAUCAGCAGCAUCUCCGCCGCCAGCUCUCUCGGGUCGGCCCGUGGCCGACCGCUCGCCGCCCGCACAUGUUCUCUCAUCAGUCAGGGCCGGCCAAUAUCGUCCGCAGUCGCCUCUUCGAGGCCCUCUGCCCGCUCCUCCUCGCUCCCGUCAGGUGACAGUAUCGUCCCCCGGUUCGCCCAGUAGCAGUUCCGGGAGUCACAGUCCAGCUGACACUAUCAAGCAUGGCGGAUCCGUUUCGUCGAUACUGCGGCAGCCGGAGCGGGCGAGCUCGCCUCGUGCGUCACCGAGACACUCUCCUCGAGCCUCUCCACGCGAGUCGCCCCGCAGUACUCCACGAGACCCGACUCCAAGGGCGACAACGCCAAGGGAGUUCGUUUCGAGGGAAAUGCGCGAGGGUACGUCGCGCGAGGGAACACCGCGCGAGGGACCAUCACGCGAAGGCACGCCACGGGAGGGGAGCUCGCGCGAGUCGCCGCGCUCUGCUAUUCCGGGCACGUCGGCGGGGCUGGCGGUGACGCUGAAUUCGGGCGCGCCGAGCCCGCGCUACAGUUCUACCAACCCUUUUCUGCAGCAGUACGACGCGGAGGAGGAGGCGGAGGCGUGGCGCGCCGCUGAUAUCUUCUCCUCGACAUCCACGCACACAUAGUGCUCAUAGCGAAUUGAGAUUUUCUAGUCAAUUUUUUUAUUGAAUCGAAAGAGUGCUACGAUUCUGCUGUAUAUUAUGUUGUUCGACGAGCGUGUUGCGCGCUCGUGAAAUGUUUGUUAUAUAUAGAGCGAGUUACGAUGUAUAUUAUUGUGAGAAUGUUUACCUUCUGACGCGCGAGGCGACGCCUCGCCGGCCGCCGGUGCUCCGCCCCCUAGACGCAAUAGUGUUAUCGUAUUAUAUUGUACAUUGUAUAUAAUUGAAUACGUAUAUGUAGGUACGCUACGAUUUUGUACCAUACGGCGGGCCUCGGCGGACGGCCCGAAGCGCUACACACAUCGUCCCACAUAUCAGAGGCUUGCGUACACAAUCGACACGCCAUCGGUUCACGAGAAACACUAUCAUGCGAAAGAUUUCACUCAUUAAAGUAUACCACGAUAAUGGUUCGUAAUACCGUGACUCGUGAGUGUCGACAGUAGACACAAGUCAGUAGGUCGAGUAGGGAGAGUAUCAUAGAUCAGACGCGGACCGUCUUGAGACUGAGACCAUAUCAGUAGCUCGUAGUUGGUACCACUCGAUGGACAUCCGUCGUAGAACGAGCGAUUACGUGACAAGUUAGAAGGUCUAGCGUUGCUGUUAUGAAAAUUUCGAAUAUUCAAAAUAAUCCUUGUUCAUUAUUAACUUAAAUAUAUGUAUAACGGUAUAUUAAACUAACAUAGAAUUUAGUAAAGCAUUUUUACGAGUCGCUAAUUCUAUGAAGGAAUGGUUUUUUUUAUCAUAUGAGAUCGGUCGCAAUCUCAAGAUCGGAGUUAUUAUUUACGAAUUUCAAAUGGAUUUAAUAUUACUACUGUCUAAUAAAGGUUAAGCUAAAUUUUAAUUUUAUAAAAAUAUAUAUUAAAACUUAUAUUUCAAAUCUCAUUUAAUUAAGAUAAUUUUAAUAUUAUUCUGUGACAAAAAUGAGUUGCAAGCUAAGUUGGUACUAAAGAGCACUUAAAUUUGAAAUUCGAAGAUAAUAUCUCAGUUCUUAAAACUAGCAUCUGCUAGACAUAUAAGGGUGGUAGAAAUCGACCAAUGACAGCACUGAUUGAAUUUGUCACUGCCAUGAUUGGUCCAUUUUAUAUAGAGAGCAUAUUGUAUUAAUAACACUAAUUUAUAUGUCUGUCGGAGGCUGUUUGGUUACAAAUGGCUUUUGAGCAACACUUCAAGAGAAGUUUUGUUAUAAAUGUUUAUUAUAAAAAUAGCAUUGCACAAAGAACACGACUGAUAUGGGACACAACGUUUUUGAUACUUUACCGUUUUACCUGUUUCUUGUUUGUGAUAAUACUAGGACUUGUGUUGGAACCUCGCCUUUUAUAUAAACCGGAUGUUCGCUCAUGAAUUCUUAUUCUACUCUCACUAAUUUACAAUGGGGAAGAUCUCUCACCAGGCUGUCUGUUGAAUUAAUAUUAACGUAAUAUAUUUCUAAAUAAAAUAAAUAAGAAACGUUGGACUUUAUUGUAUUGACCUGUUAAUGUGCUUAUGUAUUGAUUAAACUUAAAUAAAUGGAAAAAAGAGAAUUUAUUCGUAGUUAUUAGAUCGUCGCAACUUGUAUGCGACUCGUGUAGAUCGUGGUAGAGAAUUCAUGCACGGAUAUUUCUAAAUAAUAAUCUUUUCUGAAGGUGAAAAAUCUAUGACAAUAUGAUUUUAGAAGUGAAUUUAUAAAAGUCUAACACAUUAUGUGGAUGUAUAGCCUACGCGUAUGUACAGGGAUGUCGCUAAUGGAAUUAGUGUUUUACUAUUCGCAGCUAAGUCAUUCAUCUUCCAAUCUCUUAUAAAUAUAACAUAAACGAAACAGUAUAAAUAUUGCAAUACGUACAUUAAUUAAAUUUAGAUUAUCAUUAGAAGCAUACACUAAUUUCAUUCGGGGCGUCGUGAAUGAAUAUAUCGGGUCGUAUUAUUGGAAACACUUUAAACAAAUAAUAUAUAGCUGCAACAACGAUUUUUAAAACUUUAUAUGCCAUAACGAUUAAGAGAACUAAUAUUAAACUUUUCUAUAUGAUAUGUAAUUAAUGAAUAAUAAUAAUAAUUUAUUGAAAACGUUUAAAAUUUACAUAACAUAUCUACAUCGCUUUUACAUACAUUCAUAUUAGCUUUUGUUUUGUGUAUAGCCUAUUAAAUAGGUGCAAUCCGUAUUGAUAGUGACGUCGAAAGAGUUUUGUCUUUAAGAGAAAAUAUAAUAUUAUAAACGGCUUUUAUAAGACUUUCAACGACCCGGUGUUUAAAAUCGAGUCGAUGUGUUCGGUAUCGCGGGCGUUUAGUACUAACGAUAUGAAGUGAACUAAUUUAAUUAUAUUUAAUGUAACUAAUGUUAUAUUCAAUAGUACGAUCCGUACAUACAGCAUAGAUGUAAAUAUAACUUGAAGUGUCGCUCGACAGUGUGUAGCCAGCCGCAGUAGCGGCAGUAGUGUGUAGUGACUACGGCGCACGGCUUCAGUUGGCUUCGACGCGGCGGCAACAUUGAGAGACGUCUUGUUGUCAUAUUUAUGUAGAUAAAAAUAUAUGUUGUGAAUUUAUGUAAAUAUACCCGAUCGCUUUAAUGAGAUGCGAAUA